AUGGUUCUAGCUCGCACUAGCCAUCAUACCAAAGCAAUCCUCAAAACGCUUCCUCCAACUCGCAACACGCUUCUCGGCACAGGCGCUCUCGUUGGCUCCAUCGCUGCUUUCUCCUCCGGCUACUUGAACCCUACCUCUUUUCAAGCCGUCGCCCACUUCACACCCACAGGCUUUUUCAACACACUGCGCUUCUUCUCCGCCACGCCCGCCACCUCGUUCAAAAUGGGAUCCACCGCCUCAUCUCAAGCACCACCUGAAUCCUUCCCCAAAGGCAUGUCCAACGCGGAAUGGCGUACCAAGCUCAACCCCGAGCAGUUCCGCAUCUUGCGUGAAAAGGGAACUGAAAUGGCCGGUACGGGUAAAUAUAACAAGCACUACCCCAAAGAUGGUGUCUACACAUGCGCAGGGUGCGACUCGCCUCUGUACAAGGCAACAACCAAAUUCGAUAGUGGUUGCGGCUGGCCUGCGUUCUUCGACGCUAUUCCGGGCGCGAUCGACAGGCACUCGGAUAGGAGUUGGGGUAUGGAGAGGAUUGAGAUCACUUGCAACAACUGCGGCGGUCAUCUUGGACACGUAUUCAAGGGUGAGGGAUUCAACACGCCGACGAAUGAACGUCACUGUGUAAACAGCGUCUCUAUCAACUUUGACAAGGAUGAUGCCAAGAUCUGA
Ustilago hordei is the source of this 669-nucleotide messenger RNA. RefSeq lists its product as uncharacterized. Lineage: Eukaryota; Fungi; Basidiomycota; Ustilaginomycetes; Ustilaginales; Ustilaginaceae. Bases 1 to 669 code for a protein of 222 amino acids. The record is from RefSeq and is a predicted model, not a curated record. The transcript has a single exon. Gene Ontology annotation, biological process: protein repair; response to oxidative stress. Gene Ontology annotation, molecular function: peptide-methionine (R)-S-oxide reductase activity.